AUGAAGGGCUUUAUACUAGGAGUUGCGGCAUUAGCCUGUCUGUUCCUUUGUAAGGAAGGAUCCGCCUAUUUGCUGGAAUCCGAUUGCGGAACAACAAGGACUUGGCACAGGGUUAAAUGGGUGGUUGGAGGACAAGAUGCUGAAAUGUUCGCCAAUCCUUGGAUGGUAAUCCUGUUCCAAGACCUUAAAUUUAUCUGUGGCGGAACUCUCAUCACCUCCAGUUUUGUUCUGACGGCAGCUCAAUGCUUCGAAAAUUCGCCUAAUAAGGUGCGCCUAGGCGAAUACGACAUGUCAACCAACCCAGAUUGUUCAUCGAUGGGUCGUAAGCCAUCUAGCUUUGAGGUUGGUAUCGAACGGUUGAUUCGCCACCCAUCGUAUGACAUACAUGGAUUUCAGAACGACAUAGGUCUGGUCAAACUGGCUCGAAAUGUUAUUUUUUCAGACCAUAUCAGGCCGAUCUGUCUGCUCGUCAAUCAGACUUUAGUAAGAACUUUUACAUCAUUUGAUGUCACAGGCUGGGGUAAAACUAGUGAGACUAGAGAGACCAGCGAAAAACUUCAAACAGCAACUUUAACCAAUUUAAAUCGUUUUAUGUGCGAGCUAGUGUUUGACAGGCCAAUUAAUAAAUCCCAAAUUUGUGCCAGCAGUGUGAACAGCGACACAUGUAAAGGGGAUUCGGGGGGUCCAUUGACUGCACAGCUGGUCUAUGGACAAAUUCAGCGGGUCUUUCAGUUCGGUAUCACCAGCUUUGGAAUGGAUAGAUGCCGUGGAUUUGGUGUGUACACAAAUGUUUAUAUAGUAUAA
Molecule: messenger RNA, 804 nt
Organism: Drosophila rhopaloa
Lineage: Eukaryota; Metazoa; Arthropoda; Insecta; Diptera; Drosophilidae
Product: serine protease grass-like
Exons: 4
Coding region: 1-804 (267 amino acids)
Biological process (GO): proteolysis
Molecular function (GO): serine-type endopeptidase activity
Source: RefSeq, a predicted model, not a curated record